AUGACUUUUAAUUACACACUAGUUCUGAGCUAUGCGCAUUGUCUGUUUUUCUACGCACUGUUCUUAUCGCAGAUUCCAUGUUAUAACUCACUCAGGAUUGGAAUCACACCGUCAGCUUUAACGUACAUAAACUCACACAGUAACCUUAAAGCAUACGAGAAUUCUAAAAGGCUGUCUCAUAAACUGACGCUUCGGAGCUCAAAGGUCGACGAGAUACUCGAAAGCCUGAAGAAUCUUUCACUCCUGGAGACCUCGGAGCUCGUCAGGAAAAUAGAGGAGACCUUCGGGGUAACGUCCAGCGCCAUGCCUCAGCAGCCUCUAAACCUGGUCCCCCAGGCUACCGCUCCCCAAGAGGCCUACAAGGAUGACGAGGAGGACGACAUGGAGGAGCGCCAGAUCGACAAGAAGAGGAAGCACAGCGUGGUGAUCAAGGAUAUUAACAAGGACUUCCUCUACCAGGCCUACAAGGCCCUGAAGCAGUACUACACGAACAUUUCUGCGCUCGAGGUUAAAAAAAUUAUGGAUUCUAUACCGUACACUGUUAAGACAGUUCCCACCAGGAGGGAGGCCGAGGAAAUAGUUAAAAAAUUGACUGCCGAGGGAAUGACGAUAGAGAUAGAAUAA
Molecule: messenger RNA, 624 nt
Organism: Theileria orientalis strain Shintoku
Lineage: Eukaryota; Apicomplexa; Aconoidasida; Piroplasmida; Theileriidae
Product: 50S ribosomal protein L12
Exons: 1
Coding region: 1-624 (207 amino acids)
Biological process (GO): translation
Cellular component (GO): ribosome
Molecular function (GO): structural constituent of ribosome
Source: RefSeq, a predicted model, not a curated record